GGAGACCAAAUUUACGGCGGUGAUGCGAGAUGUAUAAAAACUUUUGAUAUCCCCCUUACGCACCUCAAGCUCUUCACAUAUUGUGAUAAUUAGCAGAUUGUCUUUGCUACAAUAUAACCUAAGAUGCUUCUUUCUUACAGUACACUGUUACCAGUGUUGAUGGCGUAUGCCCAACUCGCCAAGGCAGAGGAUUAUGAGAUUGUCGGUUCCUUUAUCUUUGGACGUCACAACGACAGAGAAGCCAAACCAGCUACUGUUUUGACGCCAAUUGGUGCUACAAACCAGUACAUCACGGGUCAAUUCUACCGUGAGCGUUACUUCGGUAUUAAUUCCGAUGGCGAACGUAACGACACCUCCUCGACGUUGAUCAAAGGCUUGAACGAUGAGGGCCUGUUUGUCGAUGGCCAGCUAUACGCCGAAGCGAUCUCCAGUAACGUCAUCUUGUUCUCCCACUAUGCCUUUUUGCAAGGUUUAUACCCACCAACCAAUCUCGUGAAGGCAGAUUACGUUGAUGAGGUGAUGGCAGAAUUGGCCAACGGUACCGUUGUCGAGAACCCACUGGACGGGUACCAAUACGUCAAGUCCAACAUUCAAGAGAACGCCACUGACGCUUACAUCCACAUCAAGGGUGAUGUGAACUGUCCAUCUUUGACCAGUGCCACCAAGAAAACCAUGAAGAGCGAGCUCUGGUCCACCUAUUCUAACGAAUCCGCAGAGUUCUUGCAAUCCUUGUAUGAGUACGACUUCAUCAAGGAGACUUUCAGCGAGAGUGAGUUGACAUUCACAAACUCAAUGAACAUAUACGACGAGCUCAACGUUAACACUAUCCACAAUGCCACCGUCGCUAAGGAGAUCAGUGAAGAUGUCGUUCGUCAGGUUAAAGUGUGGUCUGACUUGUACCAGUGGACUUUGAGUGACAAGACCAUCAACACUAACCUAACCAUCGGCGCACAGUCUCUUUUGGGCAACAUGGUGACAAGAUUGAACACAACAAAGGUGAAGGGAACCCCAUUUUUGACGUACUACACUGGAUCUUUCAACACUAUGUUCCAAUUGGCUAGCAUCUUGGACUUGGAUCAACAAGAUGAGAGAUUCAAGACCAUGCCAGACUAUGGAUGUACCUAUGUUUUCGAAUUGCUCUCUGAUUCAAAUGAAGACAUUUUUGUUAGAUUCUCUUUCCAAAAUGGUACAUCCGAGUUAGGACAGGAACCAACAAGCUAUGCGCUGUUCAACUCCACCGACGAAAUCAUGCCUUGGGACGACUUUGUAACUAACGCAAAGAACGCUGGAAUCUCUGGUGUUUCCACUUGGUGUGAUGUAUGUGGCUAUAACGAUGGCUCUGAUACGGCCAUGCUUGAUAUGUGUGUUCCGUACAGCAAUUUGUACGAAUCUGCAAAGCAAUUGGAGGCUGAAGGUGUUAAUCUCAGCUCUAUUGACAUCGACUCCGAUGAUCAGGAUUCAGGUUCCAACUUGACCCUCGCUGAUGCCGGUGGUAUUGGUGCUGGUGUCACCAUUGGUGUGUUCAUCAUCUUGGGUGCUGCUUUCUUCUUGUUCAAGAAGGUCAGAUCUCGUAAGCAAACAAGUCCUGUCUUGCCACUUGCAAAGGAGGAUGCUGAUCACACGCAUUCUGAAAGUUCUACAGUCAAGAGUACUGCCUGAUACUUUGGUUCAAUCCGAUUUUUAUAAACGCUAAUAAAUUAUAUUUACUCUGUCUUGAACGUG
Molecule: messenger RNA, 1722 nt
Organism: Williopsis jadinii
Lineage: Eukaryota; Fungi; Ascomycota; Saccharomycetes; Phaffomycetales; Wickerhamomycetaceae
Product: phosphoglycerate mutase-like protein
Exons: 1
Coding region: 124-1659 (511 amino acids)
Biological process (GO): dephosphorylation
Molecular function (GO): phosphatase activity
Source: RefSeq, a predicted model, not a curated record